This is a messenger RNA of Ruditapes philippinarum (Manila clam), 1097 nucleotides long. Its product is annotated as cytoplasmic phosphatidylinositol transfer protein 1-like. Gene Ontology annotation, biological process: phospholipid transport. NCBI's taxonomy places the organism in Eukaryota, Metazoa, Mollusca, Bivalvia, Venerida, Veneridae. Gene Ontology annotation, molecular function: phosphatidylinositol transfer activity; phosphatidylinositol binding. Bases 192 to 992 code for a protein of 266 amino acids. The transcript has 10 exons. Gene Ontology annotation, cellular component: cytoplasm. The record is from RefSeq and is a predicted model, not a curated record.
CACAAACGGACAUCCAAACCUACUCUCUACAAACCAGUCUAGCACAAAUUACCAACCAAAACAAGGAAACGACCUGAAAAUUAUUGAUCAAGUAUUUGACAUUUAGGUGGAUGUGAUUUUAUUGACAGAAAGUGACAGUAGUUGCCUGUUGAUCAACAAGUAUUUUUCAUCACAGAAUAUAAGUUUGCAAAAUGUAUCUCAAGGAAUAUAGAAUUUGUAUGCCUCUUACAGUUGACGAGUAUCGGAUAGGGCAGUUGUUUAUGAUAGCCAAGCAUAGUCAUGAACAAAGUCAGAAAGGUGAGGGUGUGGAAGUUGUUACUAAUGAACCCUGUGAGCAUCCUGAACAUGGUAAAGGUCAAUAUACAGAAAAAAGAGUUCAUUUAUCAAGCAAGUUGCCAGCUUGGAUCAGGUCAAUGAUUCCAGCCAUAUUUUAUAUCACAGAAAAAGCCUGGAACUAUUAUCCUCAUACAAUUACAGAAUAUACUUGUUCAUUCAUUCCCAGAUUUGUUGUCAAUAUUACAACAAGAUAUGAAAAUAAUAAUGGGUCCACAGAAAAUUGUUUAGAUUUAACAGAAGAAGAAUUAGGAGUUCGAGAAGUAGAUUUUGUAGAUAUAGUAAAUGAUCCAAUAGAUGAAAGUAAAUAUAAAGAGUCAGAGGAUCUCACAAAAGUCAAAUCAAAUAAAACAGGUAGAGGACCAUUCUCUAAAGAUUGGAGGGAUACCACAAAACCAAUUAUGUGUUCAUACAAGGUUGUACGUUGUUGUUUUGAAGUAUGGGGUUUACAAACAAAAGUUGAAGGAUAUGCACAAAAGGCAUGUAGAGACAUAAAUCUUCUAGGUCAUAGACAAGCAAUUUCCUGGUUAGAUCAGUGGAUAGACAUGUCAUUAGAAGAUAUACGUUCAUAUGAAGGUAAAAUGCAGAAGGAAACAAAUGAGAAGGUGAUGCAGGAAAUGGGCGAGGUUCCGCCAGCUCAAGAAAUCAAAAUUCAAUAACAUCAACUCUCUACAGAGCCUUUCAUUAACAUAAUAUAGUCUGUUUUUAAAAUCAACAUAGUGUGGAUAUAAAGUUCUCUAUAGCCUGUUUCUGAAAAAAAAUAA